Molecule: messenger RNA, 2451 nt
Organism: Acanthochromis polyacanthus (spiny chromis)
Lineage: Eukaryota; Metazoa; Chordata; Actinopteri; Pomacentridae
Gene: trmt1
Product: tRNA methyltransferase 1
Exons: 16
Coding region: 218-2197 (659 amino acids)
Biological process (GO): tRNA N2-guanine methylation
Cellular component (GO): nucleus
Molecular function (GO): metal ion binding; RNA binding
Source: RefSeq, a predicted model, not a curated record
CCGCGCAGGCUUCCGUAGAGUCGCUCCAAACAUGGCCGCCUCCAUGUGCUAACGUGAGAGCAAGCAGCAAACCGAGCAUACGUAUGUAGCUGUAAAUAAUAUACAGAACAGAGACGCCUUCAUUUCUUUACCAAAAAAACCCAGAGAGAACAGAAAAGCAGCGUCCGCGUAGAGAGAAGGUGUCCCAGGUAAAAGUGUUUACCGACGGUGCACCUUUAUGCUGGUGCGUCUGUUCCCCCUCAUCAUCUCCCAUCACCUGCAUCCUUCCUGUCCUCGCUCUGUGAGGCGGACGCUUCGGUGGAGUGUCGGCAGUUUUGCUGCUGCCAGCAGGGGACUGAGAUCAAUGGACCCUGGAGCUCCCACCACCAACUCUUCGCCCACGCCCGCUGAAUUUUCAGCAGAAAGCACGAACCCGGCUGCCACCGACACGACAGGUGGUCAGGAGAAGACGCCUCCUGUAGGACUGUUGCCCGGAGAGACGGUGGUCAAGGAGGGGAAGGCAACCAUCUUGUUUCCCAGUGCCAAUGAGGUGUUUUACAACCCAGUACAGGAGUUUAACAGAGAUUUAACAUGUGCCGUGAUCACAGAGUUUGCCAGAGAUGUGCUGGCUCAGCGUGGAGUGAAGGUGGUCGUGCCUGGGGAAAAAGAGAAAGUGGUGGUCUCUCUGUCAGAGGAGACGAAUGAGGCCGACGUACAGACGGAGGAGAAAAACGGAUCGGAGGAGCCAGCUGUAACUGCGACAGUGGGGGAGAAGUGUGAGCGUGGGCUUCGAGUCCUGGAGGGCCUGGCAGCGUCUGGUCUGCGCUCGGUACGUUUUGCUCUGGAGGUCCCGGGUCUGCAGAGCGUCACUGCCAACGACUUCUCCACGAAGGCGGCAGCCCUGAUCGGCAGAAAUGCUCAGUACAACGGAGUGAGCCACGUCCUGCAGGCCAGCUGCAGGGACGCCAGCAUGCUGAUGUAUGAAAUGCGAGGGAAGAAGGACCGCUAUGACGUCAUUGAUCUGGACCCCUACGGUAGCCCCGCCUCUUUCCUGGAUGCUGCUGUACAGGCUGUCAGUGAAGGAGGGCUGCUGUGUAUAACGUGUACGGACAUGGCGGUGAUGGCAGGAAACAGUGGAGAGACCUGCUACAGCAAAUACGGCUCGGUUUCCAUCAAAGCCAAAUACUGUCAUGAGAUGGCUCUUCGUAUCAUCCUGCACAGCGUGGACCAGCGGGCAGGCGUGUACCAGCGAUACAUUCAGCCCCUGCUGUCCGUCAGCGUUGACUUUUACAUUCGGGUCUUUGUACGCGUCUUCACAGGACAAGCUAAAGUCAAAAACUCAGCCAGCAAACAGGCCCUGGUGUACAACUGUGUCGGCUGUGGCUCUUUCCACUUGCAGAGAAUGGGCAGGAGGACAACCAAUGGAAAACACAUGAAGUAUUCUGCUGCCACCGGACCUCCAGUUGGACCGGAGUGUGAGCACUGUGGACAGAGACAUCAGCUGGGUGGUCCUAUCUGGGCGGAACCCAUUCACGACUUGGAGUUUGUCCAGAAGGUUUUGUCUGGCGUGUCAGGGAACCCUUCCAGAUUUGGGACGUCCAAACGUAUCGAGGGCGUGCUCAGCAUGGUGACGGAGGAGCUGGAAGAUGCGCCUCUUUAUUACACUGUGGACAGUCUGAGCAGCACAGUACACUGUAAUACUCCACCCCUGCUCCAGUUUAGAUCGGCUCUCCUCCAUGCUGGUCACAGGGUUUCCCUCUCUCACGCCUGUAAGAACGCCAUCAAGACGGACGCUCCUCCUGCAACCAUUUGGGACAUCGUACGAUGCUGGGAGCAGGCCAAUCCUGUGAAGAGGGAGAAACUCUCACCGACUAGCCCUGCUUUCAAGAUCCUCUCCACCAAACCCAGCCUGGAGGCCUGUUUCACUGUGAGGGAAGACGCCAACCCUCAGUCCCGUAAACGUCAUCUGACCCGGUUCCAGGAGAAUCCUCAGGCCUUCUGGGGACCCAAAGCUCGUGCCAAAGUUGGUGGUGGCAUCUCCGCUGACCUGCAGGACAAGAGGAAGAAGUGUCAGAACAAGAGAAAGAACCAGCUCACAGACUCCUCGCAGCUCAAGAGUUUUCCGUGCAAGAAGUUCAAACAGGGAACAUGUACACAUGGAGACAAAUGCUGCUACUCCCAUGAUCCGGAGCAGCCAGAUGAAGAGAAGAUGGAAUGAGUUUACGUUGUUAUGUUCUGUUUUUAGUUUUCGAUAAUCUUAUUUCUGGGGUUGGAAUUGCCCGAUGCAGCCUGGAGUUAGUGAAAAAGUUAGAAUGAUGCGAUGUAAUCAGAUCGUAUUCUGUUGAGAACCGGAAAACUUGUAAAUGUACAAAAUGUUUUCAGUAUUCUUUUUUUUUCUUCAGUUUUUGAAAUCAACUGAAACUAUUGUCAACAUGUUACACACGAAUAAAGUUCUCGAUAUGAUUUAAAAUA